This is a messenger RNA of Chelonus insularis, 5105 nucleotides long. It is a transcript of the gene mfr, whose product is annotated as misfire. Gene Ontology annotation, biological process: plasma membrane organization. Gene Ontology annotation, cellular component: membrane. Lineage: Eukaryota; Metazoa; Arthropoda; Insecta; Hymenoptera; Braconidae. Bases 1 to 5001 code for a protein of 1666 amino acids. The record is from RefSeq and is a predicted model, not a curated record. The transcript has 28 exons.
AUGCAUUGUGGUAGAAAAAAAGGCAAAAGUGGUGUUUAUCAAAUAGCAAUAACUAUAAUUGAAGCAAAAUAUCUCGCUCAAAAUGCCAAUCCAAUGGUUGUGGUUAAAGUUGGGAAUCAGAAAAGAAAAACUGUCAUACGAAACAGAACUGAUUCACCAUACUUUAAUGAAUACUUUGUAUUCAGUUUCACUGGUGAUAUACAAGUUUUUCUCAGUACAAGAAUUUCUAUCUCAGUUUACUUGAAACGUUACUUGAGGCUUCAAUUUCAUGGUGGAAUUUCAUUUGAUGUUGCAACAGUUUGGGAUCAACCAAAUCGUGAAUAUUAUCAUAAAUGGGCAAUGCUGACAAAUCCAAAAGAUCCAACGGGAACUCCAAAAGGGUAUGUCAAAUGUAACAUAGCGAUUAAUGUAAAGGGUGAAAAGAUGCCGAUUCAUGCAGAAAGUGAAGGAGAAGAAGAUAUUGAAGGAAACUUGUUGAUGCCAAUUGCAAAUUUUUUUCCAAUGGGUCGACAAAAAGCUCGAUAUAUAUUUUCUGUUUAUCGAGCUGAUGGAUUGUCGAGUAAUAAUUUUAAUUGUAGCUAUGGGGAAUUUGAUAAAACAGUGAAUCCAUUUAUUCAAAUAUCUUUUGCCGGAUUGAAGGGAGAAACAAGAUGGCAUACUAGAACACACACGGCUUGUUUUUAUGAAAAAAUCAUUUUUACGGAAAUGUUUCCACCAUUAUCCUAUCGAGUUAGAAUCGCCAUAAAACAUAAAGUUGAUAGCUGUAGAUCCACUGUGCUUGCUACUAAUAUACUCAGCUUAGCAAAGCUGUCCAAUUCUGGAGAAUAUGGGUUCCUACCGACUUAUGGUCCAUCAUUUAUUCACUUUUACAAUGGUGACAGCGUGGAUUCAAGGAGUCAUUGUGCUAGUAAGUGUCAGGUCAUGCGACCUAUUUAUCAAGGCAGAGUGCUUCUUUCUCUGAAGACAGAAAUUGAUGAUUCAGGAUCACCUAUCAUUUCUGGAGUGGAUACUGAGCCCAUUGCUCCAAUUAUCGAGCGAAAGUUAUGGAGCACAGAAGAAUAUUUACUUGUUGGAAUCAUCUAUGAUGCUUCGAUGAUUGAUCGUUCAAGAUUCAUGAAAAAGUCUAUAAGCUUUGAAAUUAACAUUGGCAAUGCUGGUAGUCAUAUCUUUCCUCACAAUGUAGAAACUUAUGACCAUGUAUUACACAACGUAAUUGUUGAGAAACGUCCUGAUUUUGAAAGCAGCUCUACGCCAAGAUUAAUGACUACGACAGAUGGCAAGUUUAAUUACCUUCCUAUUGGAUCCAAUAAACCUUGCUUGUACGUUAAAUCCUGGUGGCCUAACUUACAAUGGAGAGUCUCUAACUCCAACAUACUAAUGUAUAUUCAUAAUUUUCUGGAAGAUAAGCUGAGCAAAUUGGAGAUGCUUAUUGCAGUAGGAAAUCCCACAGUAUACGAAACUUAUAAUGAUAUUAUUGAAUCGUUGAAAGGUUACUGCAUGCAAUACCUCCAGAUAUUGGAUACGGAAACAUUUUAUGAGAGUGGUGGAACCACAAAAUUAGACAGGCAUCGGGUUAAUCUUUGUCGUAAUAGCAUUCAGGAUAUUGUCAAAAUGAUUGAUAUUAAUGGAAAACUACAAAAUAACAAUUACGUUAAAAUUGCCAUGUUGCAUGCUUAUAAAUACUUAAGGAAAAUUUAUGAGAUAUCUGAAGAUCCACAGCACAGUUUUCCUGAUAUUUUCAUUUGGAUGGUGUCUGAUAAUAAACAUGUAGCAUUGGCACGUCUACCAGCAUCAAAAAUCAUUUAUUCAGAACAGUCAAUGUCUUGUGGACCACAGUGUGGACAGAGAGUCAAUUUAUUUAUGAAUAAUAUUGAUGAACACUCUGGAGUUGUGGAUUAUAGUGCUUGCAAUAUAGAAAUAUUUUUGUGGUUUGGAAACAUUAAAUUUUCAUCAGCAUGUUGGGAUGUUAUACCUGAAGGGUAUGAUGCUAACCAGUUCAUAAACAGUGAAACGUUUCCAAGAACUUUGAACUACGUUGUGACUCGGAAAUUCCAACUUCGUGCUCACAUUUUCCAAGGUCGCUUUGAUUCAGGACUAGAUCCUUCAGGUUUGAUGGAUCCAUUUAUUCGAGUAAUGUUCCAUGGAUAUACUGCUACGACAAGAUCAAUUAAACAAAGUCUGGCUCCUGUUUGGGAUGAAACUCUAGUAUUUCCGUCAAUCAAGUUAUACGGAAUGAAGGAAAGUAUCAAAUCAAUGCCUCCAAGGGUCGUGAUUGAAGCUUUCGAUUGGGAUUUAUGCGGAGCCCAAGAGUUCUUUGGAAGAUGCGUAGCUGUUCCAGUUGUCAAUUUUCAGGAUGAGCCAUAUUCUCCACCAGAUUUCCCACCGACUUUGACUUGGUAUAAUCUUCUCACGGAAUUAGACUUUCAAGGAAGCGUACUAGCAGCUUUCGAACUCAUUCAAGUAACAGAGGCUGAUGAAGAAUCUUCUACAGAUAUCAAAAUUUAUAAUCUGCCUGAUGAUAUCCGUCCCACUAUGAGAAGUCAUCGACUUGAAGUGAUUUUUUGGGGUGUAAGAGAUCUGAGAAAACUUUAUUUCAACAAAGUGACUCGACCUCAAAUAAUAAUAGAGUGUUCAGGAGUCCAUGUCAAGUCUGAAAUAAUGAAAAAUGCGAAAAAAUUUCCAAACUUUCAUCAUUCUCAUGUCGUCAUUGAAUUGGAUUUGCCUGAACAAGAUAUUUAUUAUCCUCCAAUCACCAUCCAAGUCUUUGAUUUCCGGAAAUUCGGUUGUCUAAAAUAUGCUGGUGUUUGCAUCGUACCAACAGCUCAUAUUUUUCUUGAAGAAUUAAUCACUGAAGCGGAAUACAAUUAUCUAAUUUAUGGAGAAGAAGUUGGUGAGACUUUUCAACGAAAAUCGGAAUCAGAGCUGAUAUUACCACUUCCAAUCGAUUAUGAUCCUGAGGAAGAAGAAAAGAAAAGUUUGAUUAGUUAUGAAAAGGUUCCAAAAGUGGAUCGUCCUUCUCGCAUGAUGAAGAUUUUAGAUGUUACAAGAAAAUUUUUAUUUGAUAGCAGAGAUCAAGAGAAAAAUGAGGAAGAAAAUUAUGGAAAUGAUGAGGAUGAGAGUUAUGACUGGUGGAGCAAAUAUUUCGCAUCCCUCGAGGAAGAGAAAAAUCGAGAGCUCGGAGAGAAAAAAGUUAUUGCUCCUGGUCAAAAACCAAUUGCUACUUUCAAGAUUUAUUCAUCGGAGCUUGAGAUGCAACCAGAGUUUGAAGGAUUCCAAGAUAAAUUAACGACAUUCGAGCUAUCGAGAGGAAAAGAAACCGGCGAUUCGGAACAAGAUGAAAAAAACUAUGCUGGUAAAUUUAAGGGUCAUAUUUCAAUUUAUCCAUGGCCUCAUCCGGAUAAUCUUGGAUGUAAAACUAAAAAUGGAUGGAGUGUGUCAAGUGGAUUUUUAGCAGAUUAUCCGCAUCAGGAGCCAGUAAAACUCAUUGUCCGACUAUAUGUCGUAAAAGGAAUCAAUUUACAUCCUUGUGAUCCAUUGACAGGAAAAUCUGAUCCAUAUUUAAAAAUCAAGCUUGGAAAAACUACCAUCAAUGAUCAGAAAAAUUAUAUACCCAAUCAACUGAAUCCUGUUUUUGGCAAAUGCUUUGAAAUCGAAGCAGAAUUUCCCAAAGAUCAUACCUUAAUUAUUCAAGUGUGGGAUUGGGAUGCAGCGUCAGUUGAUGACUUGAUUGGUGAAACACAAAUUGACAUUGAAAAUCGAUACUACAGUGAUCAUCGUGGUCACUGCGGUAUUUCUAGAACAUAUAGCACAUCCGGAUAUAAUGCUUGGAGAGAUCGUGAGAAACCAAUGCAAAUUUUAGAAUCACUUUGUAGAAAAAAUAAAUUACCUAUGCCAGAAUUCUCACAUUUAAAUGCAACAAUUGGAAAACAGAAAUUCACUUUCUCAACAAGUUUGGAUCUCGUUGGAGAGUCAGGUAACGUGAGAAAUGGGCUAUCAAGACAAGAGUGUAUGGCUUUACACAUUCUUCAUCACUGGCAACAAUUUCCUAUUUGUGGAGUGGCAUUAGUGCCUGAACAUCUUGAAAGAAGAUCACUUUUCAAUGCUAAAAAACCAGGACUUGAACAAGGUAAAUUGGAGCUUUGGGUGGACAUGUUUCGCAUCGAUGACCUACCACCAAAACCACCCAUAAACAUUUCACCUCAAAUCCCGGAGGAAUACGAACUACGAGUUAUCAUUUGGAACACUGAGGAUGUACCACUGUCAGACAAUCAAUUUUUAACUGGAGAAAAGUGCUCAGACAUUUACGUCAAAGGUUGGCUUUUGUAUGAAGAUCUCCAGAAGACAGACAUUCAUUACAACUCGUUGACUGGUGAAGGUAAUUUUAACUGGAGAUUUGUAUUCCGUUUUACCUAUUCCAAGUCUGAACAUCUCAUGAUUGUCAAGAAGAAAUUGUCUGUUUUUGCAAGAGAUGCAACAGAACAAAAGUUACCAUGUAAAUUUUAUCUACAGGUGUGGGAUAGUGAUCAUUUUUCUCCAGAUGAUUUUCUGGGCUUCCUGACAUUGGAUUUAUCUCGAAUGCCUCGAGGAAGUACCAAUUCAAAAAACUGUACAUUAAAAAUUAUGGACCCAGCAUCACCAACCAUCAGUUUGUUUAAUGUUAGACGAACAAAAGCAUGGUGGCCAUUCAUGUAUUCAACAAAUGGAGAAUAUAUUCAAGCGGGUAAAGUGGAAAUGGAAAUGACUUUGGUUCCCAUUUCAGAAGCAGACGAGAAACCAGUGGGAAAAGGUCGAGAUCCACCUAAUCCUCUUGCACCACCAGACCGACCUGACACUUCAUUUUCCUGGUUCCGCAAUCCAUGGAAAGCAUUUUGCUUUGUUGUUUGUCGUUAUUAUAAAUGGCGCCUGGUUUGUUGUUGUUCAAUAUUCCUACUUAUUUUACUUUUUGGCUGUGCACUCUAUGCAUUUCCGGGCUAUCUUGUUAAACGGAUACUGGGUGCUUGAACUGAAAAUAAACUAUUUUCAUCAUUCAUAUUGCUUCCGUAUUAUUUUAUUUAUGGUUUUACUUGGAGUUCAAGGGGUGCUGAGACGUCAGGGAGUAACAUGAC